CCCGGCGGUUCGUCCCUCCCCCCUCCUGGCGGGCGCGUCCCCUCCUCCACCGGGCGGCGGAGCCCUGCGGAGCCGAGGGCGGAGCAUCUCGCCGAUGGCUGGGAGCCGGGCUGGGAGGCGCUGGGAGAGCAGUGGGUUCCAGACGCGCCGCCGCCUGGCCGGGGGGCUGCCAUGGCCGCGUGCUUGUGAGCGCGGAGCGCGCGAGGGGCCGCUGCCACCAUGCCCGGGGGCGUGGGCGCCGUCCCGCUCUGCCUGCUGGCGCUCGCCCUGCCGGCGUGGACCAGAAAUUCUACGUGUGUCUUCUUACCUCUCCAAAUGGGCCAAAUCCACUUCCGCUCAGGAGGAAAUGGGGAAGGCAGCCCCCAGCUACAGCAUGAACUAAUAAUACCUCAGUGGAAGGCUGCAGAAAACCUCACGAAAGAAAAGCAUCCACUCAAAGCUGAGCUCAGGGUAAUGGCUGAGGGGCAAGAAUUGAUCGUGGACCUGAAGAAGAAUGAUAUAUACACAGUGGCCUCAAGGAAGCUAGAAAGGUAUCUUUUUGCUCCAGCCUACACAGAAACCCAUUAUACUCCAAGUGGCAAGGCUCAAACCACCACGCUGAAGUCUGAGGACCACUGCUUUUACCACGGAACGGUGAGGAAGGCAGAACAGUCCAGUGUCACACUUAGCACCUGCCGGGGAAUGAGAGGACUGAUUAUGGUGAGCAGUAACCUCAGCUACAUCAUCGAGCCCCUGCCUGGCAGCGAGAGCCACCACCUUAUUUACAGAUCUGAACAUCUCAAGCUGCCCCUGGGGAGCUGUGGGUUUGAGCACUACAAGUCCACCAGGGACUGGGUCCUUCCGUUUACGAACCAGACCAAGAAAAGACCUCGCAGGAUGAAAAGGGAAGAUUUACACUCCAUGAAGUAUGUGGAACUUUACCUUGUGGCUGAUUAUGCAGAGUUUCAGAAGAAUCGGCGAGACCAGGAUGCCACCAAACACAAGCUCAUGGAGAUCGCCAAUUACGUUGAUAAGUUUUACCGAUCCUUGAACAUCCGGAUUGCCCUUGUGGGCUUGGAAGUAUGGACUCAUGGGAAUAUGUGUGAAGUUUCAGAGAACCCCUACUCUACUCUCUGGUCAUUUCUCAGCUGGAGGCGCAAGCUCCUCACCCAGAAGAACCAUGACAAUGCACAAUUAAUCACGGGCAUGUCCUUCCAUGGCACCACCAUUGGGCUGGCCCCCCUCAUGGCCAUGUGCUCCGUGUACCAGUCUGGAGGAGUCAACAUGGACCACUCUGAGAAUGCCAUUGGCGUGGCUGCCACCAUGGCCCACGAGAUGGGCCACAACUUCGGCAUGAGUCAUGAUUCCGCAGAUUGCUGUUCUGCCAGUGCGGCUGAUGGCGGGUGCAUCAUGGCGGCUGCCACUGGGCACCCCUUUCCAAGAGUGUUCAAUAGAUGCAACAGGAAGGAGCUGGACAGGUAUCUGCAGUCAGGCGGUGGGAUGUGUCUCUCCAAUAUGCCAGACACCAGGACGCUGUAUGGAGGCCAGAGGUGUGGGAAUGGCUACCUGGAAGAUGGGGAAGAAUGUGACUGUGGGGAGGAAGAGGAGUGUAAUAACCCUUGCUGCAAUGCCUCUAACUGCACCCUGAGAGAAGGCGCGGAGUGUGCCCAUGGUGCCUGCUGUCACCAGUGUAAGCUGCUGGCUGCGGGGACCCUGUGUCGUGAGCAGGCACGGCAGUGUGACCUCCCAGAGUUCUGCACGGGCAAGUCUCCCCAGUGCCCCACCAACUUCUACCAGAUGGACGGUACCCCCUGCGAGGGCGGCCAGGCCUACUGCUACAAUGGCAUGUGCCUCACCUACCAGGAGCAGUGCCAGCAGCUGUGGGGGCCUGGAGCCCGGCCCGCUCCUGAUCUCUGCUUCGAGAAGGUGAAUGUGGCAGGGGACACCUUUGGAAACUGUGGGAAGGACAUGAAUGGGGAACACAGGAAGUGCAACAUGAGAGAUGCCAAGUGUGGAAAGAUCCAGUGUCAGAGUUCUGAGGCCCGGCCCCUGGAGUCCAAUGCAGUGUCCAUCGACACCACCAUCCUCUUGAAUGGGAGGAAGAUCCGAUGCCGGGGCACCCAUGUGUACCGUGGUCCUGAGGAGGAGGGUGACAUUCUGGACCCUGGCCUGGUGAUGACCGGGACCAAGUGUGGCUACAACCAUAUUUGCUUCGAGGGACAGUGCAGGAACACCUCCUUCUUUGAAACAGAAGGCUGUGGAAAGAAGUGCAAUGGCCAUGGGGUCUGCAACAACAACCAGAACUGCCAUUGCUUCCCAGGCUGGGCCCCGCCCUUCUGCAACACCCCUGGCCAGGGGGGCAGCAUUGACAGUGGGCCCAUGCCCCCUAAGAGUGUUGGUCCUGUGAUUGCCGGAGUGCUCACAGCCAUAUUUGUGCUGGUGUUCCUUUUGGUGACAUACUACUGCUGUAAACAGAACAACAAACUGGGCCAACUCAAGCCCUUAGCCCUCCCUUCCAAGCUGAGGCAACAGUUCAGUUGUCCCUUCAGGGUGUCUCAGAAUAGUGGAACUGGCCAUGCCAACCCAACGUUUAAGUUGCAGACACCCCAGGGCAAGCGAAAGGUGACCAACACCCCUGAAACCCCACGGAAGCCCUCCCAGCCUCCUCCUCGGCCCCCUCCAGACUAUCUUCAUGUUGGAUCUCCACCUGUACCAUUACCAGUGCACCUCAGCAGGGCUGCUAGGAACCCCCCAGGGGCUGGGUCCCCAGUAGAGAGGAAGGAGUCAUCCAGGAGGCCUCCUCCGAGCCGGCCAGUUCCCCCUGCACCAAAUUACAUCCUCUCCCAGGGCGUCUCUAGGCCGCGGCCGCCACAGAAGGCACUCCCGGCUGACCCCGUGCCAGGCCGCAGGAACCUCCCCAGACCAGGUGGCCCCUCCAUGCUGCGGCCCACUGCCACUAGCCCUCUUCAGUCCCGGCCUCUGGCCGCACCUGUCCCAAAGUUUCCUGAAUACAGAUCACAGAGGGCUGGGGGGAUGAUUGGCCCGAAGAUCUAGACCUGUCUAAAGGGGCUUCUGCCUUUCCUUGAGGACUUUGAACCCCUGCAAGGAUCUGUGGCCAUGGAACCUGGAAACAGCAUGUCUGGCCACCUCCAAGCUCCUCCUCCCCUCUUUCCCUCCUUCCAGAACCACCACAUCUCUGAAAAUCUCCUUUGUGACUCAGUGCCUCCUCGGCUUCCUGGGAGGCCCAGAGAGACUACUGUCUGUCCAAUGGCAUCAAAGUGUUGUUUUGUGCAAUAUACUGCCCCAGGGAAGAGAGGGGAGAACACAGACGAGGACAAAUGGAAGCUUCGACUGGCCCAUCACCUCAGAGGUGCCGGGGAGGUGGUCUUGGGCUGUAUGAGCAUGUAGACCCAGCUGGGAAAAGUCCUAUUCAGCCCCUCAGCCCAGGAUUUAGCUUGGAGAAGCCAUCCACCCAUGUCCUAUGGUGGAGGUUGUGCAUGAGAGCUUUCCAUUUCUUCUGUCUCCCUUGACAGUCCCAGGCUCGACAGAAGCUGGGCACUUACUCAUCCCAUUUAGCUCUGCGAUUGAGAGGGGUCCGGCCAGCCUCCACUGUGGCCCUGUCCAGGGCUUGGUGGCCACAUGUGAACAAGUGAAGUCCACUCCACUCCCACCAGUGUAAACCCCCACCCCCUCCUCAUUCACACGGGUCGCCCUGACUCCAACAGGUACUAUUUGUGGGCAGUAUAGACAGCAGAGGGAGCACCAGGCUUGGGCCUCCUCUGAGCCAAUGCCAAAGGUUGCGGCUCUCACCUCGGGAUCUUUCUUGGUUGCCUUUUGUUUCCUUGUCUUAACAAAAGCCCAGCGAUUUUGAUUUCUCCCUUCAGAAAUUUCUCCUUCCCCACUCAGACCUACCUAAGGUGUGGUGCUGCGGUGAGUGGGUCUUCAACAGUCCUAGCCUCCUGGAGACCUGGUGCUUGUGACUUACAAGUAUAAGGGGUGGCCACUGGAUUUCCUAUGUGGUCCUCAAGGGUGUCCACUGGAAGAAACUCAGGCCAUGGCUGUGGGGGUUGAAGCUUUUUAUUCCACUGGGUUUUGUGACCUCAGCAGGGUGAGGGCGUCUUACCCUCUACUCCCUGGUGGAAAUCUAAGGAAGGUCCUCAGGGAUGGCAGCAAGGGGGGCAGAACCCCAGCCUGUCCCUAGGUCUGGUCGCUGAUUGGAGGCACGGCAGUUGCCCCCUGAGCAGAGAGCUGACCUGUCUCUAGAGAUCUGUAGAGAAGAGCAGAGGUCAGCAGUCUUGAUGAAACAGAGUCGGAGCUGGGGCCACCAGGCUUUUUAUCAUUUACUUCCUUGUGUUCUUUCUUCUGGUCACUGCCUUUAUCUGACCUUUACAGAAAGAACUUGGAGCAGCUGGGGAGAUGCCACUGCAUUGGGUACUGCCCUCCCCAGAGCAGGAAAGGAAGGCUAUGUGGUGCUCUGCUAAAUUGGACAACUUGUCACUGGAGAGGUUCUCCGGUGGCAGUCUCCCACCCCCAGAAGGGUGCUGUGCCGUCCCCACCUCCUGCAGUGAGCCGUUGUUCACGCUUGAAAACCUCAAUGCAAGGAAGAAGCUUGAGCUUUUACUCCCAACGACCAACCCAGGGCCGCCUUACAGUUCUCUGCACACAACAGGUGUCCUAUAGAUGUUCUCGGGUUUUAGACAAGUUGGAGAUUUGGAAUGUGCCCCUGGGAACACACAUGAGGUAGAUUUAGAAAGAUCUCAGGGAAAUGAGGUUUGCUUCCCUCAGGUAGUCUGAUAUUCAUGCGUCUGUCUUCCAGACAAGGGCCCUGGUUGAUCCCCAUCGUGUUUCCACCUUCCUUGCUGCCUGAUUAGGUCCGGGGACAGCCUUCCAUGUAAUCGUGCUACUCCAAAUGCCCCAGGCCUCAAGGCUGGGUUCCAGAAAAGUAAAGAUGAAAAUACCCUAGCAAAAAAAAAUUACCCUCAUGCCCACCCACAUGCUUCACAGACGUUCCUGUGGUAUGUCUAGCUUUUCUCCCACGUAUCAGGAGGUCGAAGGCUCUGAAGUGAAAAUGCCACAGCCCUGUGGCUGCAUGAGUCUUUUGAACCUGAAAUCCACCCUUCCCGGUACCAUACAGAAAGAGCCGUGGGUUGUGUCUUCUUGUCUUUCUGUUUUUUGUUUUCCGUUAUUUUAAUACCACCUCUAUCCCAUAAAAUUGUACUGUGAACUGGAAGAAGGUUGAAUCGAUGGAGACUUUUGGCAGCCAGUUCUAUUUACUGUUUCACUUCUGGCUGUGUUUGGGGACUGAGAGAAGCCAUAUUAGAAGGCUGAGAGACUGCCCAGGAGCAAGACCACUGCGUGCUCCCUUUCCCCUCCUCUGCCCCUGUGCUGCUUUGAGGUGACAGAUAAGAACAAACACGGCCUGAGGUUAAGAGGGACUUUAUUGAAAAGUAUUACUGCAAGGCGAGGCAAGGGGACUUGCAUUCGGGGUAGGGUGCUGGCAGAAGGGAGAACGCUCAGGUGAGCUCCUAUAAGAUCUGCAAGUGUCUCACAGCUCAUAAAGGGGUCUUUUAUUUGCUAGGACAAAGUGGACUUGGCUAGAAAGAACCGCAGUUGAGGCAUCCUUGCACUCAGCCUCUUUGGCUGGGGGGCGAGAUGGGGGGCUGCUGUAGAAGGGUCUUGCACUGGCUCAGGCUGAGGGUGGGUCCUUAGUCAGAGUCUGGUGGAGACAUGAGCAUAGCUAAAGCUUGGUGGAGUUAACCAGCCCUUUGUCCAUAUGGAGCUGUAUGUAAAUCUUUUUAAAAGCUAACUUAGCUUGUCAGUUUUACAACCCUGUAAAUGUUUUUCUUAAAAACCUGGGAGCCAUCUCUGAAAAGUAAACCUCAAGGGACCACAAGGGAGCUAGCAUCCCUGUCCCCCUGUCUCAGUGGGAGUUUUACGCAGGAGCUGACUUGCCAUCGGUUGUUUUAGCCUUGUUUACUUCUCCCUUAUAUAAAAGCCCUUUUCUGCCGAAGUUCUGAGCCGCUUGCAGAUCCUAUAGUAUCGUGGGAGCCUCUUCUCCACACCACAGUAGCUCCUUGCUGCCUCUUGCCGUAAUCCUUUUGAAUAAAACCUCCCCCUACCUAUGUCCAAAUUUGUUCUUUUUUGGCAAAGGUAUGGAAGACUUGCAUAUUUUAAAUGGGGGACCAGUUCUAAAGUCAGGAUUGUGUUAAAUUUGUGUAUAACAGCUCUGCUGGCUACCCAAGAAUGCCAAGGGAAUGCCAACUGGAAAGGUGCCCCAUCCCUAGGGAAGCUCGCUAAGAGGGGCUCUGCAGAAUCCAAACCAGUGCCCCCAAAGCCACCCUUCUGCGCAUCCUCUCACACCAAUCGCUGUGUGUACAUAUGUGUCUGGGAUCUAGGGCAUGUGAAUUUCCUUUUUAUUUGGAGACUGUUCACGGAAAACAGAUCCUCUUCUCUCUUGUCCACCUAUUAAUUGUUUACAAUAUUUGUACAUCUAUGCAAAAUACUUGAAUGGGCCAUGGUGCCUUUUCCCCCCCUUGUUUGUAUUUAAUUAAAAUAAAUUGUCAUUUGAAAUGUU
Suricata suricatta (meerkat) is the source of this 6553-nucleotide messenger RNA. It is a transcript of the gene ADAM19, whose product is annotated as ADAM metallopeptidase domain 19. Bases 220 to 3033 code for a protein of 937 amino acids. The transcript has 25 exons. Gene Ontology annotation, molecular function: metalloendopeptidase activity. The record is from RefSeq and is a predicted model, not a curated record. NCBI's taxonomy places the organism in Eukaryota, Metazoa, Chordata, Mammalia, Carnivora, Herpestidae. Gene Ontology annotation, biological process: membrane protein ectodomain proteolysis.